AUGACGAGACAUGCAAGGAACUGUACAGCUGGUGCUGUGUACACAUAUCACGAAAAGAAAAAAGAUGCUGCAGCAUCUGGUUAUGGUACCCAGAACGAAAGACUUGGCAAGGAUUCAGUCAAGAGCUUUGACUGCUGUAGUUUAACUUUACAGCCCUGCAGAAACCCUGUCAUUAGUAAAGAUGGGUACUUAUUUGAUAAAGAAGCUAUUCUAGAGUACAUUAUCAGUAAAAAAACUGAAUAUACACGUCAAAUGAAGAAAUAUGAGAAACAGUUGAAGAAAGAUGAAUCCGAGAAAGCAGAACUUGCUGCAGCUGAAAAAGAAGCAAAUUUGAUCAAAUUUAUGAACAGAGAGAAAAAUAUUAGCAGCAAGAACAAAGAAUCGGAAGCCGGACCAUCAUCGUCUGUGUCAAAUCUUUUAAAUAAUGAAACAAAACAACUACCGAGCUUUUGGGUGCCUUCCCAAUUGCCAGAAGCUAAAUUUAGCAAAAUGGACAAGCCCGACCCCACAGUCUAUUGCCCGAUAAGUGGAAAACCAUUGAAAAUGAAGGAUUUGAUAGAUGUGAAAUGGACCUUAGUAAAUGACCCAGAUGAUAAAAAAUCAUUAAUUGCUAAGGAAAACAGAUACAUGUGCCCUGUAACUCAUGACAUACUGAGCAAUGCUGUACCAUGUGUUGUUAUCAGGACAACAGGUGAUGUUGUUACAUUAGAAUGUGUUGAGAAAAUCAUCAAGAAGGACUGGAUACACCCACUCACUGGAGAUAAGUUGAAAGAGAAGGACAUUAUACCGAUGCAGCGAGGUGGAACUGGAUAUGCACUCACCAAUCAAAACUUGGAGGGCAAGAAUGAACGGCCAGUUCUACAGGCUUAA
Messenger RNA from Arctia plantaginis, 870 nucleotides. The record is from the annotation of a GenBank genome assembly. Lineage: Eukaryota; Metazoa; Arthropoda; Insecta; Lepidoptera; Erebidae.